CCUCUCUCCCUCUCCCGAUCUCUCCUCCAUCCUCGCCUCCACACGCAACACAGAAAAAAAAUUCCCCCUCUUGCCUCCUCGAUCCGAUCGAGAGCGCGCGAUGGCCGCGGAGUCGUCGGCGAGCGGCGGGAUGCGGAAGGCGUCGUCGGUGGAGUGGGGAGCGAGCGGCGGGAUGCGGAGGCCGCCAUCGGUGGAGUGGGGGGCGAGCGGCGGGAUGCGGAAGGCGCCAUCGGUGGAGUGGGCGGGCGGCGGGAUGCGGAAGGCGCCAUCGGUGGAGUGGCGGUGGGUGUCCACGGAGACGGAGGGGGAGGAGGAGGAGGAGGACGUCGGGGGCGCUGCGGGUGUCGGGGCCGUGGGCAGGGGCGGGAGCUUCGAGUCGGAGGAGGAGGAGGCGGAGGAGGACGAGGAGGAGGGGGAGGAGGAGGGGAGGAAGCAGAAGCUGAUCCGGACCGUGCCGUCCGUGGACUGGUUCGACGUCGAGGGUUACGAGGUCUCCGUCGCGCACCCGGUCGAGGACACCGAGGAGUUUGAUUUUGGCAGGACAAUGUUUCUUGCCCUUCAGACUCUUGCUGUGGUGUUUGGAGAUAUUGGAAUAAGUCCACUAUAUACAUUCGAUGUCAUGUUCAACAAGUAUCCUGUUCUUGGAGAAGAGGAUGUUCUUGGAGCACUGUCACUCGUCCUUUAUACUCUAAUUUUGGUGCCAUUAGUGAAGUAUGUCUUAGUUGUCCUUUGGGCCAAUGAUGAUGGUGAAGGUGGUAUAUUUGCCUUGUACUCUUUAAUUUGCAGAAAUGCGAAAGUGAGUCUCAUUCCAAACCAAGCACACUCUGAGAAGAGGAUGUCAAGUUUUCGACUCAAACUUCCUACGCCAGAGCUUGAGAGAUCCAUAAAAGUAAAGGAGAAGCUUGAAUCUUCAUUGUUAUUGAAGAAGUUGCUUGUAGGCUUAGUGCUAUUUGGGACUUCAAUGUUCAUAUCAAAUGGAGUUAUCACACCAACAAUGUCAGUGCUAUCUGCUGUCAGUGGCUUGAAAGUUGGGAUACCAAAUGCCUCGCAAGAUAUAGUGGUGAUGAUUUCAGUUGCGCUUCUUGUAAUCUUGUAUAGUGUACAGAAGUACGCCACUAGCAAAAUGGGGUUUGCAAUUGGCCCUUCUUUACUUAUAUGGUUUUGCUGUCUCGGAGGAAUUGGUAUAUACAAUCUCAGUACAUAUGGCCCAGCAGCUUUCAAAGCAUUUAAUCCUCUCUACAUCAUUUAUUAUUUUGGGAGGAAUCCCUUUCAGGCUUGGGUGUCCCUUGCUGGUUGUCUUUUAUGUGCAACAGGAUCCGAGGCAAUCUUUGCAAAUCUUUGCUACUUCCCUGUAAGAUAUGUUCAGUCAAUGUUUGUGCUUCUUGUUCUUCCUUGCCUUGUCUUGGCCUAUUUAGGACAAGCUGCUUUUCUCAUUGCAAACCAAAAUUCAUCUGAGCAGAUCUUCUUCUCAUCCAUCCCAAGGGGAGUUUUCUGGCCUGUUUUCUUAAUAGCCAACUUAGCUGCAUUGAUUGCCAGCAGGACAAUGACGACAGCUAUAUUCCAAUGCCUAAAGCAGUCAAUAGCUCUUGGUUGCUUUCCUCGGCUCAAAAUCAUCCAUACUUCUCGGAAAUUUAUGGCUAAGAUAUACAUUCCUGUUGUGAACUGGUUUUUAUUGGCUUCCUGCUUGGGCUUUAUUCUGUUGUUCAGAAGCAUAUAUGACGUUGGCAAUGCAUAUGCCAUAGCUGAGCUUGGGGUGAUGAUAAUGGCCACGGUCUAUGUUGCAAUCAUAAUGCUUCUAAUCUGGGAAACCAAUAUCGUCAAAGUUCUCUCUUUUGUUAUCAUGUUCCUCUCCUUAGAGUUGGUUUUCUUCUCAUCAGCUCUGUGUAGUGUUGGAGAUGGAGGUUGGGCUCUGAUAAUUUUUGCAUCGGUCCUUCUCUUGAUUAUGUUCAUCUGGAAUUAUGGAAGCAAAUUGAAGUAUGACAGUGAAGUUAAAAAGAAGCUUUCAAAGGAUCUGAUGAGAAAAUUGGGGCCCAACCUUGGUACUAUUAGAGCUCCUGGAUUAGGCUUGGUCUACAGUGACAUAGUGAAAGGAGUUCCGGCAAUUUUCGGUCAUUUUCUGACUGCGCUUCCAGCAAUCCACUCGAUAAUCGUUUUUGUAUGCAUCAGGAAUGUACCAGUGCCUGUGGUUCCCCAAAGUGAAAGGUUUCUUUUCCAACGAGUCUGCUCAAGGGGCUAUCACAUGUUCCGCUGUAUUGCAAGGUAUGGGUACAAAGACAAGAAACAGGAGCACCAUGGCAUAUUUGAGCGCCUUCUGAUUGAAGGCCUCGAAAAGUUUAUACAGCGGGAGGCAGUAGAGCUCUCCCUACAAAGUGAAGAUGACAUCGACUCUGAUGAGGAGCCUCCAACCCCUGUGAGGACAAUCGUAGCACCAAAUGGUAGCCUCUACUCGCUUGACGUCCCUCUCCUGGUAGACUUUGUGCCUUCGGUAGAAGUUAUUCCUGAGGCCAGUUGCUCAACGCCUCGGCUCGACCCCGUAGUGGAUUACACACAGAACUUUGAGCUGGAGCUCGCAUUCAUCAGGCAGGCCAAAGAAUCUGGAGCCGUCUAUCUCAUUGACAACCCCAUCGUCAAAGCCAGGAAGAAUUCUUGGUUCUUCAAGAAGCUGAUCAUAAACUACUUUUUCGCAUUCUUGAGGAACAAUUGCAGCAGGGCGAUCAUGUCGAUGAGCAUUCCGCAUUCAAAUGUGAUGCAGGUGCGCUUGACCUCUUAUGUUUGAUUGUCGAAAGGUACCAUUUCGACACCCGCUCGUUUUGUUCAUGGCUUACCAAGUAGAGAUAACACUAACCAGAGAGGAAUGGCAGCGGCGAAAAGGAUAGUUGCAGUCCUGGCAUUAUUCAUAAAGGGAUAACUUAUCUUGUAGGAAUCUACGUCUCCUGUAAUUUUGUACAAUUGCGAAAUAUAGCUGCAAAUAUUGUGUAGCAAGCACAUCACAGUGUGGUGAGUUUUAACAUAUGUAUUCCUGUGAAGAGGAGAUUUUUUUGCCAUAUGUACU
Molecule: messenger RNA, 3052 nt
Organism: Oryza brachyantha (malo sina)
Lineage: Eukaryota; Viridiplantae; Streptophyta; Magnoliopsida; Poales; Poaceae
Product: probable potassium transporter 15
Exons: 10
Coding region: 101-2776 (891 amino acids)
Biological process (GO): potassium ion transmembrane transport
Cellular component (GO): plant-type vacuole; vacuolar membrane
Molecular function (GO): potassium ion transmembrane transporter activity
Source: RefSeq, a predicted model, not a curated record